Molecule: messenger RNA, 1755 nt
Organism: Lodderomyces parapsilosis
Lineage: Eukaryota; Fungi; Ascomycota; Pichiomycetes; Serinales; Debaryomycetaceae
Product: alpha-glucosidase
Exons: 1
Coding region: 1-1755 (584 amino acids)
Biological process (GO): oligosaccharide catabolic process
Molecular function (GO): alpha-amylase activity
Source: RefSeq, a predicted model, not a curated record
AUGACUAUUGACUACACUUGGUGGAAAGACGCUACAAUUUACCAAAUUUACCCAGCUACGUUUGCGAAUGGGUUGAAAGAAAAGUAUACUGGUGAUGACAAGACAUUCGAUGGCGCUUGUGGUGACAUUCCCGGUAUCAUUUCCAAAUUGGACUACUUGAAGGAUUUUGUUGAUAUCAUUUGGCUCAGUCCUCAAUAUGAUUCACCACAAGAUGACAUGGGCUACGAUAUUAGUGAUUAUCAGAACAUCUAUCAUAGAUACGGUACCUUGGAAGAUAUGCAAAAAUUGAUUGACGGUUGUCACGAACGUGGUAUGAAAAUCAUUGCUGACUUGGUUAUCAAUCACACUUCAUCAGAACACAAGUGGUUCAAAGAAUCCAGAUCAUCCUUGGACAACCCAAAAAGAGACUGGUACAUUUGGAAAAAGCCAAGGUACGAUGAGAAGGGAAAUAGAUUACCACCAAACAACUGGUUGUCGUACUUUUCUGGAUCUGCCUGGGAAUAUGAUGAAGCCACUGAUGAGUACUUUUUAAGGUUAUUUGCCAGUACUCAACCAGAUUUGAACUGGGAAAAUGAAGAAACCAGGAAUGCCAUUUACGACACUGCUUUGAAGUUCUGGUUUGAUCGUGGAAUUGAUGGAUUCAGGAUUGACACUGCUGGUAUGUACUCCAAAGACCAAAGAUUCCUUGAUGCACCCAUCGUUUACAAGGACCAGUAUUAUCAACCGCAUGCUAUGUACACCAACAAUGGACCAAGAAUUCACGAGUUCCACAAGGAAAUGUUCAACAAGGUUACUUCCAAAUAUGAUGCCAUGACUGUGGGUGAGGUGGGCCACUGCUCUAGAGAAGAAGCUUUAAAAUACGUCAGUGCAUCUGAAAAAGAAAUGAAUAUGAUGUUUUUGUUUGAUGUUGUCGAUGUUGGAUCAGACAAAGGGGAUAGGUUUAGGUACGAAGGUUUUGACUUGAAAGAUUUCAAACAAGCUGUUCAAAACCAAUGUGAUUUUACAGAUGGAACAGAUGCUUGGUCCACUGUUUUUAUCGAAAACCACGAUCAACCAAGAAGUAUUACUAGAUUUGGUGAUAAAAAGUAUCUAACCAAGAGUGGUAAAUUGUUGUCACUUUUACAAACAACUUUAAGUGGUACAUUGUUCAUCUACCAGGGACAAGAAAUCGGUAUGACCAAUUUGCCAAGAGAGUGGCCAAUUGAAGACUACAAGGACAUCAAUACUAUCAACUACUACAAUACCUUCAAAGAGAAAUAUGGCUCAGACUCCGACUUUGCAGAAAAGGAAAAGAAACUUAUGGAUGUUAUCAACUUGUUGGCUAGAGACAAUGCUAGAUCACCAAUGCAAUGGGAUGACUCUAAAUACGCAGGCUUUUCAGAGUAUGAACCAUGGACCAGAGUCAACACCAACUUCAAAGAGAUCAAUGUUGCCCAACAACUCAAAGAUCCAAACUCAUUGUUGAACUUUUGGAAGAAAUCAUUGAAAUUAAGAAAAGAGUACAAAGAUUUGUUGAUUUAUGGAUCGUUCAAGAUUUUGGAUUUCGAUAAUGAACAAGUGUUUACUUACACAAAGAGCUUGCCUAAUUCUGACUAUCCAAAAGCUUAUGUCGUGCUUAACUUUUCCAAGGAAUCAGCCAAAUUCAGUAAAUUGAUUGAUGGAGACUUCAAGUUAAUCAAUGCUAACGUGGAUAAAUCAGAACUUGUUGAAGAAAGCUUGAGUCCAUAUGAGGGCCGUGUUUACAUUGUUGAUUAA